CUCAGAGUGUUAAAUACACGCACACUACACUAAAUCACAUCAUAAAAAGCAUUUUAAUACAAUAAAACUUACUAGUUUGGAUAUUUAAUUAGUCAAAAUUAAGCAAUUAAAUAAGUGAAAGUUCUUGGAUAAUGUACAAAAAACAAAAUGACUUUUCAAAAUUCCAAUAUAAAGAUUUUCAUGCAGUGUUAAAUAUCUUCAAUAUUUUAAUUAUAUAUUAAUAACACUUGAAAAAGUUUAUAUAUUAUUUCAUCCUUAUUCUAAGCUAAAUUAAUGGACAAAAAAAAAAAAAAACUCUAUUACUCUAUAAUUAUAAAUUAAAACUUUAUAUACUUUAUAUAAUUAAAAUAUAAUAUAAAUAAUAUUUUUAUAAAAUGUAAAUUUUCCUUUCCAUCGCGAAACGUAAAAUUUAGUUACAGGAUCCUACGUGACUUGUUCUAGAUGAUAUCUAUACAAUUGAUACGAAUUAUUGUUGAAUGUCUUAUUAAAUUGAGUUAUAAAUUUUCUUUUGGAUAAAAAUUAAAUUAGGGAUCUAUUAAUAGUCAUUUUAUAAAAGAAAAUCUAUAUUAAAAAAGAAAAAAGAAAAUUCCAUUUAAGAUCAACUGUUCAAAUAAAAAAAUAAUUUAGCCCCUAAUUCUAUAAAAAAAUAACAAAUCUAUCCUUUUAUCACUUUUAGUUAAAAUAACUCCAUUAAAGAGUGUUAUUAACUCUUUAACAGAUUUUGAUAUAAAAAAAAAAAUUGAUAUCUAAAUGUUUUUUAAUUGUCAACAACGAGACUGAAAUCGUGAUCAUCAUCGAUCUAACCUCCAUCACCACCGGUAAUGUCAUUCAGACCAUCAAUCUUAAAAUCUUUCCAACAUGAAAACAACAAUUAAAACAAGACUCAAUAACAACAUUAAAAAUUAAACCAAAAAAAUCUAUCUAAAAAGCAUUUAAUCUAGACCAAUCUUAAAACUUUUUCAUCACCAAUCCCCAAUACUAGUUGAUACACUACCCUCAUUAUCGACGUUAAUAUCAACAAUAAAAGAUAAUAAAUAGAACAAGAUCCAACAACAGCAUCAAAAAUUAAAUUAAUAAAAAAGAAAUUGAAUCCAAACCAACCACAAAACUUCUCCAUUGCAAAUCUAACCGUUAGUUGCCUCAUCAUCCAUAUCUCUAGAGAAAGGAAAUAAUUUAGAAUGUGAUUUUAAGAAGAUGAUAAUACGUAUAAAGUGAGGAGGAAAGAAAUAAAGAAAAGGAUUCAAUAGUUUUAUUUCAUACAACUGAAGAAAUUAAAAGUUUUCUUUUAAUUCUAAAAAAAUAAGGGUUAUGUGAGCCAAAAAUGACAAGUUGUGUGCUGAAGUGAUCUAAAAAAUAAGGCUAUGGGGUAAAUUGAAACUUAUUCCUGAAACAAAAAAUAAAAGUAAAGCGUCUUUUUUAUCCAAAAUGGUCAAUAAGUAAAACAAUUUGUUUGGCGCUCUCGCGUAAUUUUACAAAUCAAAAGGCAGGAAAGAGAGGAAAGAAACAAGGCAAAAAAAGAAAGGAAAGAAGAAGAAGAAGGAAAGGAAAUAAUGUCAGGUGAUGAAGAACCAAAAUCCAUAUGGCAAUGCCAAGUGUCACUGUGUAUUCAAUCGCAGGCUUCUCUCUGUCCCUCACUCCAACUCAUAUCUUUCUCAUUAAUCUUACACUGCUACUUAGCUCUCCUGAGCGUGGACUCUCUGGAGCGAACUUUUGAGGAUGCAUUCAACAGCCAGAAACAGGGAGAUAAUCGAUAGUGAAGAAAGGAACAAUCAAAAAACUAAAUUUCGUCCAUGUGGAGAAAGCAGAUCAAAGAGUUGCGAGACUUCAGCUUCCCAUAAAGUAAAUAAGUUUAACUCUUUCGAUUUGCCACCACGCAGGAUAGGAGAUGAUGGGCAUUACUAUGAAUGUGUAAUCUGUGAUAAUGGAGGUGAUUUACUUUGCUGUGAUACUUGCCCUGGCACUUAUCAUCUCCAGUGCCUUACUCCACCUCUUGAAUUGGUUCCAUCUGGCAAUUGGCAAUGUGAAAAUUGCUGUCAAGCUGCUGAUCUUUUAACUCCACUGAAGUAUCUUGAGGGUCUGAAAAGAAAUGCAUCUAAUGAAAAUGCUACCAAUCAUGUUGGUGAUCAAAAAGAGACCGAGACUUCUACUGCUGUGAAUGAAAUUAAAGUCUACAGAAGACGUGUGAGGAAGAAAGAUGUUGAACUGGAGGAUAACCAUCCUAGAAAGUUAACCAGGGUUAAUGAUUCAUCUGAGAUAGCAAAUGAAGAUCAAAAAGACAUACCUGCUAUAGAUACUUCAGGAUUGUUUAAUCCUUCAAGCAUUAAAUCUGAUCAGUCUGCUGAACAGGCUGAUGAAAUCUUGGAAAACGAUGAUCUUAGUGCAUCAAGGUCUCUUCAACCAAAAGAGUCUAACCAAAAACCAGUGGAAGAGCAAGGGGGAGAAACAGUAUAUCGGGCAGGGAACAUCAAUGUUUGUACCAAUAGUCCUAAGACAGAUCAGUAUGACAAGCUCUGGAUUUUGAGGGAUGUCAUGCAGGAGUCAAUGAACGGGCAGCACUUUAAGCAGGAUAAUGUGGGCAGGGAUUUGCAGCAGGCUCUACAUCCAUAUUACACAGAAUCUGGCAAAGCUAAGAAAGAGAAGUUUGCCAGGCUUCGUGCAAGACAGAAACAAAAACUUGCCCUCAGGUGCAGAAGCAGGGGACUGAUUUCUAGUUCAGGAAUAGUUGGCCAGGAACCACUUGUUCAGUUGCGUAGAGAACUCGGUGAAGCAGCAAAGGAGAAAAAGACUUCAAUAGACAAGUUGCUAUACAAAACUUCAGACCAGUUUCAUGGCCAUUCGAAUUGUUUUCAAAAUCUUCCCAUCACAACAGAUCCUAGAAGAUGGCAAACUAAAUUUGUAGGAAACUAUCCUGGUUGUUCAUCCCAUCAGGCAGAUGCAGGAUGUUCCCCUAGGAUUGGCAUGAGCUAUCAGAAGUCUAGUAACCCUGACGUUUCAUUGCAGAUGCUGAUUCCCCCUGCAAUAUCUAUAGGAGAAAAUGGUCGUCCUUGGAUGAAUUCAGCUUCAAACUUGUCAUCUACUUCACAAUUAAGUGGUUGCAUGACAGAGAUGUCGAGAAACUUGAGAAAAGAUGAAGCCAUGGUAGACGUUUGGUUAGAGGAGGAGCUUGAUUCACUUUGGAUUGGUGUCCGCAGACAUGGGCCUGGAAAUUGGGAACGCAUGCUAAGAGACCCCUCGCUGUCUUUCUCCAAGCAUAAAACUAUUGAGGAUCUGUCGCAAAGGUGGAAGAAGGAGAGACUUAGAAUCUUAAACCCUGGAAUUUUGCGGUUUCCUAGGAAUCAGCUGCCAUCAAGUAGGGGAAAUAGAGCUCAGCCGAACCUUCUCCUUGGUGGAUUAAUUAACAUUGCAAAUGUGAAAAUAGACCAGGAAGUAAGCAGGAACUCGGGCCAAGUUCACAGGCAUGAAGGAAAGGAAUUGUCCUCAGAGGGUACCAUCUCUGACUAAAAAUUUCCAUAGUAGUUUUUAAGAAAUAUCCAUCUAUGUUUGUUUAUCGACUAUGUUUGAAUAUCUCAGAACUAUGAGCUGCAUUUUAUGUUAGAAUCCAGUGACAGUGAAUUUAUCCAUUCU
Messenger RNA from Ricinus communis (castor bean), 3624 nucleotides. RefSeq lists its product as uncharacterized. The transcript is spliced from 10 exons. Bases 1717 to 3501 code for a protein of 594 amino acids. The record is from RefSeq and is a predicted model, not a curated record. Lineage: Eukaryota; Viridiplantae; Streptophyta; Magnoliopsida; Malpighiales; Euphorbiaceae.